Molecule: messenger RNA, 1612 nt
Organism: Pan troglodytes (chimpanzee)
Lineage: Eukaryota; Metazoa; Chordata; Mammalia; Primates; Hominidae
Gene: UPK2
Product: uroplakin 2
Exons: 5
Coding region: 732-1286 (184 amino acids)
Biological process (GO): epithelial cell differentiation
Cellular component (GO): apical plasma membrane
Source: RefSeq, a predicted model, not a curated record
UUCAACAAAUGGUUGCUGCCCAAGGCUGACUGUGCCCACCCCCAACCCCUGCUGGCCAGGGUCAAUGUCUGUCUCUCUGGUCUCUCCAGAAGUCUUCCAUGGCCACCUUCAUCCCCACCCUCCAGAGGAAUCUGAAACCACAUGUGCUCCCUGGCCCCCACAGCCCCUGCCUCUCCCAGAGCAGCAGUACCUAAGCCUCAGUGCACUCCAAGAAUUGAAACCCUCGGUCUGCUGCCCCUCCCCACCAGAAUGUUUCUCUCCCAUUCUUACCCACUCAAGGCCCUUUCAGUAGCCCCUUGGAGUGUUCUCUUCCUACAUAUCAGGGCAACUUCCAAACUCAUCACCCUUCUGAGGGGUGGGGGAAAGACCCCCACCACAUCGGGGGAGCAGUCCUCCAAGGACUGGCCAGUCUCCAGAUGCCCGUGCACACAGGAACACUGCCUUAUGCACAGGAGUCCCAGAAGAAGGGGUGAUUUCUUUCCCCACCUUAGUUACACCAUCAAGACCCAGCCAGGGCAUCCUCCCUCCUGGCCUGAGGGCCAGCUCCCCAUCCUGAAAAACCUGUCUGCUCUCCCCACCCCUUUGAGGCUAUAGGGCCCAAGGGGCAGGUUGGACUGGAUUCCCCUCCAGCCCCUCCCACCCCCAGGACAAAAUCAGCCACCCCAGGGGCAGGGCCUCACUCGCCUCAGGAACCCCAGCCUGCCAGCACCUAUUCCACCUCCCAGCCCAGCAUGGCACCCCUGCUGCCCAUCCGGACCUUGCCCUUGAUCCUGAUUCUGCUGGCUGUGCUGUCCCCAGGGGCUGCAGACUUCAACAUCUCAAGCCUCUCUGGUCUGCUGUCCCCGGCGCUAACGGAGAGCCUGCUGGUUGCCUUGCCCCCCUGUCACCUCACAGGAGGCAAUGCCACACUGAUGGUCCGGAGAGCCAAUGACAGCAAAGUGGUGACGUCCAGCUUUGUGGUGCCUCCGUGCCGUGGGCGCAGGGAACUGGUGAGUGUGGUGGACAGUGGUGCUGGCUUCACAGUCACUCGGCUCAGUGCAUACCAGGUGACAAACCUCGUGCCAGGAACCAAAUUCUACAUUUCCUACCUAGUGAAGAAGGGGACAGCCACUGAGUCCAGCAGAGAGAUCCCAAUGUCCACACUCCCUCGAAGGAACGUGGAAUCCAUUGGGCUGGGUAUGGCCCGCACAGGGGGCAUGGUGGUCAUCACAGUGCUGCUCUCUGUCGCCAUGUUCCUGCUGGUGCUGGGCUUCAUCAUUGCCCUGGCACUGGGCUCCCGCAAGUGAGGAGGUCUGCCCGGAGCAGCAGCUUCUCCAGGAAGCCCAGGGCACCGUCCAGCUCCCCAGCCCACCUGCUCCCAGGCCCCAGGCCUAUGGCUCCCUUGGUGCCCUCGCCUCCUCCUCCUGCCCUCCUCUCCCCUAGAGCCCUCUCCUCCCUCUGUCCCUCUCCUUGCCCCCAGUACCUCACCUUCCAACACUCCGUUAUUCCUCUCACCCCACUCCUGUCAGAGUUGACUUUCCUCCCAUUUUACCACUUUAAACACUCCCAUAACAAUUCCCCCAUCCUUCAGUGAACUAAGUCCCUAUAAUAAAGGCUGAGGCUGCAUCUGCCA